Messenger RNA from Drosophila subobscura, 1939 nucleotides. RefSeq lists its product as uncharacterized. Lineage: Eukaryota; Metazoa; Arthropoda; Insecta; Diptera; Drosophilidae. The coding region runs from base 100 to 1815 and encodes 571 amino acids. The transcript is spliced from 3 exons. The record is from RefSeq and is a predicted model, not a curated record.
CUCUACCAAACUCUAUUAAAUUGUGUGUUUACUUUGGAUUUUUUAAUAAUAUAUUUAUAACGAAAACCACGACAAAAUUCUACAAGAAUAAACCACAGAAUGGACGAUGGUUUAUGGCAUCGCCAACAGUCUCUGAAUUUGUAUACAUUCGGGCAGGGGUUGAAGAACGAGGAGGGUCUCACCCAAAGCCAAGGUGAGUCUUCAUUGAAUCCCGAGGCAAAGGAGUUUGUGCCCUCGUUUAAGAGCUCCGAACGGAAGGAGUUGGCGAACUUGGACGUAAAGGAAUUUGUGCGCAAGUGUAAAAACGAAGAGGUACAAGACUUUCUGCCCUCAUCAGAGAGCUCAGAAGUGAAGGAGUUUGUACCUUCGUAUAAGAACACAGAGGUAAAGGAGUUUGUUCCCUUGUAUAAGAAACUGGAAGCCAAGGAGUUUGUGCCCUCGUUUCAGACCCCAGAAACAAAGGAAUUUGUUCCCUCCCGUAAGCAAAAGUCCCAGGAGAAGGAUACAGCGUCCACGUCGAAACCAACAUCGAGGCAUAGUGACAGAAUUGACGAUGCAAAGACAUCCCAACGCCAUAUGCAGAAGGUCUACAUACAGCGGCAAAUCUUCGAGUUUCUCACCGAACUGGGUGAUGAACAGAUGCCCCUGGACACCGUCGCCGUGGCUCUCUUGCCCAAUGGCCGCGGCCUUAAUGUAAAGUUUACGACGAAGGAGUGUGUCGGUGGCAAGCAUCUGCUGGACGAGGCAUUGUGCAGGAACACUUGCCUCACGCUGCAACUCAAUGAGCCCGAGGUGUUUGCCAGCAAACCGGAGACUGUGCUGGUCAAUCAGUUCCUCAUACGCGUGAACGAUCAGCUAAGCGAGAAGCUGGAGCACACCCAGGCCGUGGUGACGCCCAAGGGUCGCAUGAGCAGGCAUCGCAGCUACACGGAGCUGGAGAUCGAGCAACAGAUCGAGGGUAUCAAGCUCUUUGACAACUUCUUCAGCUACACCGAGUCGAUGCGCACACAGGAUAGGGUCACCCAAUUGGCCUUCAAGGAGCUGUUCAACAGUCUUGGAAUGAUUUCACACCGAAGCUGUGCCGCCACACCAGUUGAGAGUCCCCGCAAGUCGAGUCAGCCAUGUCCGAAAGCUGCCAUGGUCGAUGAUGAGGAUGAGGAUGAGGAGGUGGUCUUUGCCUCUUGCAAUAAUUCCGAGUCGGAGGGCGAUGACAUUACACUACGCGGCAAACAAUUGGGAACGGAUCUACGACAGUAUAUGAGGGACAAGCGCUAUCGCUUUGAUGACGACAAUGGCCUGCAGCUGGUGAACCAACUCAGCGAUGUGGAUCUGCAGGAGAUAAUGCCGAAUGACUUGGAACACUGCGGACCGCCAUCCACGCCAGCCAUCUGCCAGACUUUGGCCUACAAGGCACCCAAGAGCCAACCGUCCGCAGCUCGCAAGAAUCCUCGCUUCAGCCAGAAGGAAAGGGUGUCCAGAGUGUCUCAGGAAAUGCGCCAAACAUCUGCGGUGACCAAGAAGCUGCAGCCGGAGCGACAAACACAAUUCAUUGGCACAGGAGUGCACGCCAAAACCCAUCAGCGUGUUGCCAAAACGGGAGCAGCUGCACAUAGUCAGCCUUCAAGCAGCAUGCCCGGUCGUGUGGCCAGUGGCAGGGCUGCGGUUACCCAAAAGCAGCAAGUGAAUCUCGCCAACCAAGCGGCAGCUACUGAAAGUGCCAACAAUCGUGGAGGAGCGUCUGCCACGAAGACAAAAAAAGUAACACCCAAGGGGGCUCCAAAAAGAUGCAGCCACGUAGCACACAUGCUUCGAUGAUGCGACAGCUGGAGGUCAAGCGGCGCCUGAGUCUUAUGCACGGCGACAGCGAUCACGAUUUGCUCUACAAUGAGUACCUAUUCAAGUAAUUAUUUUGGCAUCAAGUGCAAUUGUGCGUUCCGUU